Dermochelys coriacea (leatherback sea turtle) is the source of this 3064-nucleotide messenger RNA. It is a transcript of the gene EXOSC10, whose product is annotated as exosome component 10. The transcript is spliced from 25 exons. Gene Ontology annotation, molecular function: 3'-5'-RNA exonuclease activity; nucleotide binding; nucleic acid binding. Gene Ontology annotation, biological process: TRAMP-dependent tRNA surveillance pathway; nuclear polyadenylation-dependent snoRNA catabolic process; histone mRNA catabolic process. Gene Ontology annotation, cellular component: nuclear exosome (RNase complex); nucleolus. NCBI's taxonomy places the organism in Eukaryota, Metazoa, Chordata, Testudines, Dermochelyidae. The record is from RefSeq and is a predicted model, not a curated record. Bases 465 to 2909 code for a protein of 814 amino acids.
UGGAGCUGGGGGGAGGGGAUGCUGCCCCCCACAUCCAGCCUACACCCUCUCUGCCCCCCGCCCGGCACGAGAAGCCAGAGCUCGCCAGUGCAGCCUCCCAGCGCCAGGGCGCCCAGGCUUUCACUCCUCUUGCCCCGGGAGAGCGGGGGGACAAGCUGCGUCUCACUGGCAUGAAGUGGGUCAGUUUUUCCAGCUCUGUUAAAUGGAGAGGUGUAGGCCACGGGACCCGAAACUAGAGUUGUAGAAGCAGCUUUGCCUCUCCUGGAAUUGACCCCUCCUCAUCUAUUGUUGGGAGUGGACAACAUCCACCCUGAUCAAAUUGGCCCUGACAACACUGGUUCUCCGCUUGCGAGCAUGCGCUUGGCACUGUGGUGGCUGCUACUAAGGCAUCUAAUGGGCUCCCUCAGCCUGGAGAUGAAUAUGACUUCUAUCGCAGUUUUCCUGGAUUUCGGGCAUACUGUGAAAUGCAAGGUGACAGGCUGCUUCACUGUAUGAGCAAGGUGAUGCAGUAUCAUGGCUGUCGCAGUCACAUCAAGGAUCGCAGCAAAGCAACAGAGCUGGAAGAUAAAUUUGAUUUGCUGGUUGACUCCAAUGAUGUAAUUCUUGAAAGAGUGGGUAUUUUACUGGAUGAAGCAGCAGGAGUGAACAAGAACCAGCAGCCUAUCCUCCCUGCUGGGAUGCAGCUCCCAAAGACAAUAGUUUCCAGCUGGAACCGUAAGAGCGGAGAAUCCCACAGAACAAAGUCUGAAACCUUCCGAUUGCUACAUGCCAAGAAUAUCACUCGACCACAGCUCAAAUUUCGAGAGAAGAUUGAUAAUUCCAACACUCCCUUUGUACCUAAGCUUUUUGUCAAACCCAAUGCUCUGAAACCAUUGCCUGAAGCACUUGCAAAAAGCAGGCAGGAGCGAAAGGAGCGUCCUGAGGACUUGGAUGUACCAGCUGCUCUGGCAGAUUUCCUCCAUCAACAGAGAACUCAGCAGACUGAACAAGACAUGUUUGCUCAUCCUUACCAAUAUGAACUGGAACACUUUGUUCCACCAGAUGAAACUCUCAAGAAACCACAACUCCAGAUGUACAGGCCUGUUGAGGAUGCACCCUGCCAUUUUAUCUCCACCUUGGAUGAGUUGGUAGAACUGAAUGAAAAGCUUGUAAGAUGCAAAGAAUUUGCUGUGGACUUGGAGCACCAUUCCUACAGGAGUUUCCUGGGCUUGACAUGUCUGAUGCAGAUUUCCACCCGGAUGGAAGAUUUCAUUAUUGACACUCUGGAGCUACGUAGUGACAUGUACAUUCUGAAUGAGGCCUUCACGGACCCUGCUAUUGUAAAGGUCCUUCAUGGUGCCGACUCAGAUGUGGAGUGGCUACAGAAAGAUUUUGGUCUGUACUUGGUGAACAUGUUUGAUACUCACCAGGCUGCCCGUCUCCUCAACCUUGGCAGGCACUCCCUGGACCACUUGCUAAAACUCUAUUGCCAUGUGGAAACUGACAAGCAGUAUCAGCUGGCUGACUGGAGGAUUCGCCCUUUGCCAGAGGAAAUGAUCCAGUAUGCCCGAGACGAUACUCACUACCUGCUCUACAUUUAUGAUGAAGUGAGAGAGGCGCUGUGGGAGAGAGGAAAUGGACAGCCCAUUCAGCUGCAGGUGGUGUGGCAGCGCAGCAGAGACAUCUGCUUGAAGAAAUACAUCAAACCCAUCUUCUCAGAGGACUCCUACCUUGAGCUCUACAGGAGACAGAAAAAGCAUCUCAACACGCAGCAGCUAACAGCUUUUAAAUUGCUAUUUGCCUGGAGGGACAAGAUGGCACGCCAAGAGGAUGAGAGUACAGGGUAUGUGCUACCAAACCAUAUGCUACUGAAGAUAGCAGAGGAGCUGCCCAAAGAACCCCCGGGCAUCAUUGCUUGUUGCAACCCGAUCCCACCACUAGUCCGCCAACAGAUCAACGAAAUUCAUCUCCUCAUCCAACAGGCCCGAGAGAUGCCUCUGCUCAAGUCUGAAACUGUAACAGCGGUGAAGAAGAAAGGGUCUCUGCCCAACCCAGAGAGGCUGGAGAAUCAUUUGUUUGGACCUCAUGACAAUUCUCGUGUUCCUCUGGAUGAUAUUCAGAACCUCUCAGCAUUAGAACCUGCACCAGUUCUGGAAUGUGGGAGCCUCUUUUCAGACAGCAACGGGGAGAUGGACAGCACAAGGAUAUUACCUAACUCCGCAUGUCUUGUUGCUACUGCAACCAUCAGUAUAUUCAGUGAGCCUGAUGUGAAUGAAGGGAAUGAGAAGAACUUAACAGUAGCACAGCAGAAAGCUCAACGCAUAAUGGAGUCCUUUGAAAAUCCGUUUAGAAUGUAUCUGCCUUCAGAACAGAACCCUGCCCACAUCUCACAAUCAGCAAAGUUUGACCCAUCAUCAAAAAUUUAUGAAAUCAGCAAUCGGUGGAAGUUGGUGAGUCAGGCACAACUGCAGAAGGAGGCAAAAGAAGAAGCCAAAAAGAAAAUAGUACAGCAGAGAGCUGCUCGUGAACAGGUGCAGAAAGAGUGCAAAGCAACAGCAGAAAAUAUUGUCUCAGUCCGUCAGCAAGCUGUGCAGGAACAGGCCAGCAAGAAGCGGGAGAGAAUCACCAAUGAACCAGGAACAGAGACACCAAAACAAGAGAAGAAACGGCCAAAAGCCUCCCAGGAGCCAGAGGAGCAGGAAAUGCCAAAGCAGUUCACCCCCUUUGAUUACAGCAAGUCUAACUUCAAAGUGUUCACUGGAAACAGCAAAUCCAAGCAGUCAUCCCAGUUUGAUCCAGCCAAGCAGGCCCACACAGGCAAGAAAUUCUCUGGAGCCAAUAAACUUCAACACCCAGCUGGAAAUAAAAGCAUGUCCUACCUGGCUGGGAAAAGUGAUCGGGGCUCCAGGCACAGCUGGCCAAAAAGAUAAUGUUUGUAAGAGAUCCUGUGGGAACUGCCACUGAACAAAAAAAAGUCUCUGUCAAGCUCUGGAGGGGCAAAUAUCAAUCACUGCUGCAGCUUUUUGUACAGAAAUCUUUUAAAAAUAAUUAAAACGCUUUUUCCAAAGGGGAAAACCAAUUUUAA